This is a messenger RNA of Stomoxys calcitrans (stable fly), 1352 nucleotides long. RefSeq names its product protein yippee-like (gene Ypel). The transcript has 2 exons. The record is from RefSeq and is a predicted model, not a curated record. NCBI's taxonomy places the organism in Eukaryota, Metazoa, Arthropoda, Insecta, Diptera, Muscidae. The coding region runs from base 196 to 540 and encodes 114 amino acids.
AUUGCACAUUUUAAACGGUCGUGUCGUGUAAACAAAACGAAAACAACCAACCAACCGAACCUGAAAGCAUACAAUCACCGUUGCCGCUACCGCCACCGCCAUCACCAUCGCAGUCACCAACAAAGAAAGAAGGAGGAAGCAUUUUGUCCCAAAAUCAAACAAAGACUUUUUCAAAUACCAGACCUCAAUACAAAAAUGGUUAAAACAUUUCAAGCUUAUUUACCGUCCACAAAUCGGACCUAUUCAUGUGUUCAUUGCCGAGCUCAUUUGGCCUCACACGAUGAGCUAAUCUCAAAAUCAUUUCAGGGUAGUCAAGGACCAGCAUAUCUCUUUAACUCUGUGGUCAAUGUGGGCUGUGGCCAAACAGAGGAGAGAGUACUGCUCACCGGUCUACAUGCUGUAGCCGAUAUAUUUUGUGAGUGUUGUAAAACUCCAUUGGGUUGGAAAUAUGAACAUGCCUACGAAUCGAGUCAGAAAUAUAAAGAGGGUAAAUAUAUCAUCGAAUUGGCACAUAUGAUCAAAGAAAAUGGUUGGGAUUGAAGAACCCAAGAGGAUGAACGAAAAAGGACCUAUGAGAAUGACAAAGAGAAAGAAAGUCAACGCAGACAGCAAUGUAAAAUGUAAAGGCAAUAAAAGAGAAGGAAUUAAUUGCUAACAACAAGUGAUAGACAGCGUUGCGCUGCGCUGCGCUGAAGAGAGGGGAUACAUGAAAGAGGAGGAAGGAAAUAUGAAAUAUAACGAUGGGGAGUUUAGUUUAUAAAAGAAAAAAAAAAGAAACCCAAAACAACAGCAACCAACAAAAGAAACUACAAGAACAUCAAAAAUUACUAUAACAACAACAACAACAACAACAAGAAGAACAAGAACCUUAAGCAACUACUACUACUACUACCAUAUAGUAAAGCGCCAGCAGAAGAAAAUCAACUUUAAGAUAUUUUGAAUAAGAUUAAUAACCAACAAUAACAACAACAACAACAACAUCAACCAGCAACAAACAUUCAUUCAUUUACCAUCUAUGUGCAAUUAUAUGCAGAGGCAGCUUUUUAGCGAACUGAUCAGUGCGAGCAGUGGCAUUAUUGUUAUGUUUUUUUCUUCUGAGUAGCAGAUGCUGUUUGAACCUAUGGCAAGAAAACUACAAUCGUGUGUGCUGUCUGUCUGCCUGUCUUGUAGUACUUUUUUUUCUUUUGUUUUUUUUUUAAGUAUACCCAGAUCAAAAAUGUUUGAUUUUAAGUGUGUUUCUUUCACUUUAUAUAGAUGCAUAUAUUUACAACAUUAUAUAUGUAGUAAUUAUACUAUUUUCAAUUGAUUUGAAAAUUCAAACGAAAUCGAUAAGAUAAAUGCCUAAAACACAA